Ilex paraguariensis (yerba mate) is the source of this 1500-nucleotide messenger RNA. The record is from the annotation of a GenBank genome assembly. NCBI's taxonomy places the organism in Eukaryota, Viridiplantae, Streptophyta, Magnoliopsida, Aquifoliales, Aquifoliaceae.
CACUUAUUAUUAUCAUUCUUCUCACCCAAAAACAGGUGUUAUCAAUACAACUCAGAUGAGCAAAACCUGGUCAGAUUUUUGCUCCCAAUCCAAACUUAGCUGGCAAUAUCUUUUUCAUGUGGGACCCAACAACAGAAGACAAUCUAGAAAAACAACAUACAUUAGUGGGCCCACAAAACUUAGAUAAGGCCCACACCAAAUAGUGGGCCCACAAACCCACAUGUCCCUACAACAGAUGAGAAUGGCACAGAUGCCAAUAAGAAAGAAAACCUACCCCACCUCAAACUCUCACAUCAAACAAAUUUCUCCACUAUAAGAAAGGUUCGGUGGGGUCAUUGGAACCCCCACAGACACCCCCACCUCUUCAGUCCUACAAACCCUAAAACUCUCUCUCUCUCUCUCUCUCUCUCUCGGGUUCAGAUAUGGCCCUCCACGACUUCUCCAUCCCAGAAAGCCAUCCCCACCCAAACUCAAAUCCAAAUCUGGACCAAACCCAUUUUUCAACACCCACCACCGCCACCGCCACCGCCACCGCCACCAAAGCCAUCAAACCUACCUCUCGCUCUGCUUCAAACACCCACACCCAGUUGGGCCUUCCAAGAAAAAGUAACGCUCUUUCUUCUUCCUCCUCCAAGGACCGCCACACUAAGGUGAACGGCCGCGGACGACGAGUCCGCAUGCCGGCGCUAUGUGCCGCCCGUAUCUUCCAGCUGACACGGGAGCUCGGCCACCGCUCUGACGGCGAGACCGUAGAGUGGCUCUUACGCAUGGCGGAGCCCUCCAUCAUCGCCGCCACUGGCACCGGCACUGUCCCAGCAGUCCCGGUAUCAACCAAUGCCGGAACCCUCCCCUUUUCUGUGUCACCGCCCUCGGUCUCCGCCCCUAUGAGUAGGGUGCAACCGGUGGCAGCGGUUCCUGGUGGUGGGCACAUUCCGGCGGGGAUGUUCACGGUGGCGCCGCCUAGCUGUAGGUUGGACCUAUGCCAGCCUCCGCAUCUUGGUUUGGACUUUUCCAGUAAUGGAUACCGGCACAUGCCGUUCACAGCGUUGUUGUUGCAGCCGGCCACAGAAGAUGUGGAGGACAGGCCCCGAGAAGAAGUCAAGCCUGUUAGGGAGUAGUAGAUAUAUGUAUUUUUUUUUUUUGAAAGGGGGGGAGGGUGGUUUGGUGUUAUUAAUGGUGGUGAGUUAUUGUGUAGGAAGGACUUAAUGAAGAGGAAGGUGGGAUUAAUAAGGAAAACCGAAAGUCUUGUAGGGCAUGGUGGUUUCUUGUACAAGGUGGAGAAGUUGGAAGAAAUUUGUUUUGGAGUUGGAGAAAGUUUUCUGAUUAGCUGGGUUUUAUGUUUUCUUUAUUGUCUUUUCUUUUUUGAAGUUUCUGAAUAGGGUUGUAAGGGUGGAUGAAUUGGAAGAGAUGUAAAUUAUGAGACAUGUACAAGUCUUAAUUGCAUGAUAGACAAGUUCAGUUCAGCCUCAAACUCUGAAAUUGUACAGAAUUUGAAUCUCU